Molecule: messenger RNA, 1105 nt
Organism: Cuscuta epithymum
Lineage: Eukaryota; Viridiplantae; Streptophyta; Magnoliopsida; Solanales; Convolvulaceae
Source: the annotation of a GenBank genome assembly
AUCUUUAAGUUAUCUAAAAAUAAAAGUUAAUUACUACUAAUAACUAGUAAACACAUAUUAUCAUCAUUCAAUAUAGUUACAUUAUUACAGACAAUGAAUGUGUAAAUGAAUUUAUAAACUAAAUUAAAUUAAACAUAAUACAAACAUUAUUUCUCUAACACCAGAAAACCAAAGACUAUUGAUGAUUUAAGAUUAAUUAGAAUUAAUAUUUAACAAUUAACAUAUAAAUUUCAUAUUUUAAAUAGUUCGGUUUGUUCGGUUCGGUUCGGUUUUGAAGGGUAAAAACCAAAACCGAACCAAACAACUUCGGUUCGAUUCGGUUUUUUACAUUCGGUUUCGGUUUCUUAGCGGUUCGGUUUUAUUUGGCUGCGGUUCGGUUUAAUUUGAUUCGGUUUUCGGUUUUCGGUUUUUCGGACCCAGCCCUAAUCUCAAGUUCAAUCAUUCAAACUCAACCAAAUCCAAUGGAAGCCGAACUCCUACCUUAAGUGUGCACACCCCCUAAAAGAGAUUCCAAGCUCUCCGGGUAGUAAAAAGUCCGAGUAGUCGGGAUUUUUCUACCGACUACUACAAUUAAGCUGGGAUGCUCCGCUUUUGGGAGAUCCCUGGUGGAAUUAGACUUAUAGUCAUUACCACUCACCAAAUCCACAUUUCUCCGGGUACUCACAAAAUCAUAAUUCAACCUCAAAGUUCAAGUAUCAUAACCUCAAUCAAAAUGGAUAUGAAAUUCGAAUUCCACAAAAUUAUUCACAAUAAAAUUAUUAACUCCAACUCAUCAUACUCAAAUAUACCAUCAAUAGUCCAAAAUAUAGGAUACUUCAUAAAUAACUCAAAUCUCAAAUCUCAAUCAAAUAACAAUUCAUAUGUAAAUUCAAAUGCUCAAAAUAUCACCCAAUAUAAAAUACUCAAAUCUCAAAUAUAUAUAAUUCACAAUCACAAUUGAUACGUAAAAUCUCAUUAACUAUCAUAUACUCAAAUGAUCUCAAAUAACUAGUCACAAAUAUAUUUAUAUGGGAAAAGCAUGAAAUUUGGUUGACAUAGUACUUACCUCGAAUUGUGAUAAUUCCUAACCGAAGCUUUAACCUCGAUCUUCACCAAAAUUCACCUU